Amphiprion ocellaris (clown anemonefish) is the source of this 4100-nucleotide messenger RNA. It is a transcript of the gene manea, whose product is annotated as mannosidase, endo-alpha. The record is from RefSeq and is a predicted model, not a curated record. Gene Ontology annotation, cellular component: Golgi apparatus. Bases 306 to 1640 code for a protein of 444 amino acids. Gene Ontology annotation, molecular function: alpha-mannosidase activity. The transcript has 5 exons. Lineage: Eukaryota; Metazoa; Chordata; Actinopteri; Pomacentridae.
GAAGUGCGGUCCGUGUCCCGUCCUCUGCAUUUCAUACGGCGAAAAUAAUUCAUGAAGAGCCGUUCUACUGGGUGUGUUUAGUGUUUGACAUUAUAUUGCACUUUUAGUUUUAAUUUUAACUGUAUUUACAAUUCGACUGACGGAGGAUAGACCUUUGUAUUCGCGUCGUGUACGGCUGCUGUUGACAAGUCUAAAGUUCAGUGCAGGCUGAAGUGAAACACACCUCAAUGGCAGCCUGUGCAACAACAGUACCUCACUGCCGUUUCAACGAUGAACUAUGGAAAGCCUCAAGCACUGACUGAAGAAUGGCAAGGUUUAGGCGCAAAUCUUGCAUCACAUUAAUUGCCUUAGUUUUGCUUGUACUUGUUAUAACAGUAGUUUUAAAGGCACUCACACCAGAGGACUCUCCUUUCACCAGCCAAGGAGGCAUUGAGCUGUUUCUGGAGAGACAGAAUGAUCCAGACGUCCAGAGAAACAACAACAAUAAACCUGAUGACACCAAAAUGAAUGACGCUAACAAGUCAGACAAGGAUGCAGAGCUGCAGGCUGCACUGAGGAAGUUCCCUCCUCCCAACUACUAUCUCCACGCCUUCUAUUACACCUGGUUUGGAAGCCCCAAGUUCGAUGGCAAAUACAUCCACUGGGACCACCCGCAGCUGCCACACUGGGACUUUAAGGUAGCUCAGGGAUAUCCACAGGGGAGGCACAGCCCACCUGAUGACAUUGGGGCCAAUUUUUAUCCCUCUUUAGGUGCUUACAGUUCCAGGGACCCCUCCAUUAUAGAGGCUCACAUGCAGCAGCUGCGUACAGCCGCCAUUGGUGUCGUUGCUGUUUCCUGGUAUCCUCCUAACAUGAAGGAUGAUAACGGUGAACCAACAGAUGACAUUGUGCCUUUGCUGCUGGAGGUGGCACAUAAAUACCAUAUUAAGGUGGCUUUUCAUAUUGAACCUUACCAAGGAAGAGAUGAAGUCAACAUGUUCACUAAUGUCAAAUACAUCAUCGAGAAAUAUGGAGAGCACCCUGCAUUUUUCAAGUACCGGACCAACACUGGCAAACUCCUUCCACUCUUUUAUGUGUAUGACUCAUAUUUGAUGAACUCGGAGCAGUGGGCCAAACUACUGAAGCACACGGAGAGUACCAGCAUCAGGGAUACCCCGUAUGACGGCAUCUUCGUCGCCCUGCUGGUUGAAGAGAAGCAUAAGAGGGAUAUCCUGACUGCAGGGUUCGAUGGUGUUUACACCUACUUUGCUACUAAUGGUUUUUCCUAUGGGUCCACUCAGCGUAACUGGGCUGCUAUUAAAGCUUUCUGUGACGAUAACAACCUGAUAUUCAUUCCAAGUGUGGGCCCAGGAUAUAUCGACACAAGCAUUCGGCCUUGGAACUUCCAAAACACUCGAAACCGCAUCAACGGCAAAUACUAUGAAACCUCACUGAGUGCUGCGUUAGAGGCCAGGCCUGAUUUUAUCUCCAUCACGUCUUUUAAUGAGUGGCACGAGGGGACUCAGAUUGAAAUGGCGAUUCCCAAAACAAGCCAAACCGUGUAUCUGGACUAUCUGCCCAAUAAGCCAACAAUCUACCUGGAGAUAACUCGCAAAUGGGCCGCAAUAUUUGGUGGUGAACGACGAAGGUGGCAGGAAUGACUUGAAUACGAGCCAUAGCAAAUGUUUAUUCACGGUGGUAAUUAAAUGAAAUGAAGUUGUAGUUGUAGAAUGCACAACAAAAUGCAAAUGAUGAAUAACAGUAUGAGAGAAGCCAAAUGAUUUGCAAAGACACACACAAGUGAACUACUUAAUUACUUCAUUUUGGCUUCAGUGAUGUAUUUUUUUUCUUUUGCACUUUAGUGAUUUUUUUUGCUACUUCAACUGCUGUCUUAUUGCCUCUUGUUUACCCAGCCUUACAUUUUCCGGGAUUCCUAACAUAAUUAGCAUGUUUUAACACUGUCUACCAUAUUCAUCUGAAACUGCAUAGGCAUGUUUUGCCUCUUUGUGAUCUGUGACUAUAUUAAACCUCAAUAGAAAAUAAAGUCCACUCUGGAAAGGAGGAAAGACACAAGUAAACAAAGCAGACUGGUGGUAUAAAGCUGUUGCCUCGCCCUGCUUUCAACUUGGCCUUGGCCCAAAAUACAGUAGAAGAAAAAAACAACGUACAUCUUGGUGUUUUUCAAAGGCACGUCAGUCUGAAAUCUUAAGAUGAGUCAUAGUGAUGCAAACAGCCGAGGGAUGACAAGAUAGCAGUUCAGUUAUUGAAACAGAUUUGUAGCUGAGAAAACAAGAUUAUUUUUAUCUGUGCAAUAGAUUACCUUCUCUCCCACUGUGGUACAUGUUGUCAUGGUGUGAAAGCGUUUGUUCUCAUCGUCUCAGCAAACCGAACACCUCUCUGAUUUGGUAUGUCUGGAUAAAUUACAUAUUUUGUUUUUGACCUGAAGUAGACACAACCACUGCAGCAAAUGGAUGCUAAAACGGAAGUUGGCAGAUGUAAAAACACUUUUUUAUAGCCAGAUAACAGUCAUUCUAUUCGUAACUCUUUGAUUUUUGAUCUGGAUGCUGCAGAUGUGUGGCUGUGUUUUAUGGUCCUUGUGUCCCACCCCCCCACCUCUUUAUCUCUACCUCUACCCCUCUACCUCUACCUCUCUACCUCUUCUGUCCCUCUCAACCCGCCCGGCCAGCAGCAGAUGGUUCCCCCACAUUAGAGCCGGGUUCUGCUCGAGGUUUUUUUCCCUGUUAAAAGGGUGUUUUCCUUGCCGCUGUCGCCUUUUGGCUUGCUCUGGGGGUCAGGCAUAUGGGUUCUGUAAAGCGUCUCGAGACAAUUUGACUGUAAUUGGCGCUAUAUAAAUAAAAUUGAAUUGAAAAUUGAAUUGAGCCAGCCUUGCGGACCGCUUCAAGAUAUUUUUAUGCUGUCUUGCAUUUCUUGAACUUGGUCAAUUUUAAGGUCACUUGUAAAGCCAGCCUCUUUUCACAUUCAUUUUUUUCUUGACUUGCUGCAUCAGAUUUGCAUCCAGAAUUUUCUAAUAUUCAUUGGAAUCCAUUCACCCAGCUAUCCUGGCAGUAUUUCCUGUGCCACCGGCAGCCACAUAAGCUCAAAGCAGAAUAUUUCCACCCUGAUGCUUAACAGCUGGCAACAUGUGUGCUGCUUUUUUAUCCAAACUUCCCUUUUUACUGAGUGUGCCCAAUUUGAACUCAAUCUGUCCACAGUGCUUGUUUCAACACUGACUGCGGCUUAUCCAGAUGUUUCUUUACCUACUGUCAGGCUUUAUCGUCAGAAUCAGACAGUUGUUCCUCCAACUGGGCACCUUGGAUGUAUUUCAUGUCUCAUUUGUACCAGAAGCCCCCAAUAACCUUGCCUUGUUAUUAUGCAGGACACUGACUGCUUUGUGAAAGAUUGAGAGUCAAUCUGCGACGGUUUCUCUGCUGGGAAUUUGUUGGAUCGCUCAUUCCUGGUUGAGUUUGAGUUGCCCAAGUGAAGGAUUUUGUUCACACGUGGAGGCAAAAUGGAUCGAUAUGGGUUUUUUUGGCGCCAAUACUAAUUAUUGGUGAUCAAGAAAGGCCGAUAACCAAUAUUUGGAAACGAUACACAUUAGCUGUAAUGUUUUAACAGCAUGUGAUAGCAGUGGCCUUGUCAUUAAUGACUAGGCUUCUUCUUUAAUAAGGGUGUCUAUAACUGAACAUCCAUCCAUUAUCUACACACUGUUUAAUCCUCAUUGGGGUCACGGGAGGCUGGAGACUAUCCCAGCUGACUUAGGGUGAAUGCAGGAAACACCCUGGACAGGUCACCAGUCUAUUACAGGGCUACAUACACAGACAAGCAAGCACACUCUCAUUCACACCUACAGACAAUUUAGAGUCACCAAUUAACCGCAGCAUGUUUUUGGACUGUAUGCCGGAGUACCCAAAGAAAACCCACGCAUGCACAGGGAGAACAUGCAAACUCCAUGCAGAAAGAUCCCAGGCCCAGGCCAGGAUGUGGAUCUGGGAUCUACUAGCUGCAAGGCAUCUGAGCUAACCACUGAUCCACUGUGCAGCCCUUAUAACUGAAUAUGUAAGACAGAAAUAGGAGUGAUUAAAUGAGGACGCUCCCUUCUUUUUGUAUGGGAUCGACUGAGA